UAAUUCAAUACAAUUCAAUUUAUGCAUAUGCUAUUUUCUUCUUCCCUUUUGCCAGACCAAAUAUCAUUACACAUACUAUGAAAUUAAAGGCGUAUUAAUCUCGUUAAUUAUUACAAUUCAAUGUCUUUACAAAUAACGCACAACCCUCUUUUGGGAAAAAAAAAUAGUAUAGAAUACAACCCAUAAAUAAAUACAUGUAUUUGCAAAAUAAUUUGUUUGAAGCAAUGGAGGAAACAGAUGGCGUGCAAGCGAAGAAGGUGUGGGAAUCGGUGAAGCUGUAUACAGUUAGGUGUGGGGUAUGCUCAAAGUGGCGACUGAUCCCCUCAAAACACAAAUACGAGGAGAUUAGGGCAAAAUUGGGGGAAGAGAUGUUUGAAUGCGCGACAGCUCGAGAGUGGAGGCCGCAGAUCUCAUGCGCUCAUGAGUCGGAUGUGGAGCAGGACGACGGGAACUUCCGGUGGGCCAUGGAUAAGCCCAACAUUCCUCAGACUCCUCCGGCAUGGCAGCGGAUUCUAAGAAUUAGGGCGGAAGGAGGCACAAAAUUUGCUGACGUUUAUUAUGUUUCGCCCUCAAACAAGAGGCUACGAUCCAUGGUUGAGCUCAGCAGGUACCUGGAAGAGAAUCCAAGGUAUGAAGAAGAUAAGAUAAAGGUGUCGCACUUCUCAUUUCAACCGCCGCUGCCGCUCGAUCAUAAAUAUGUUGCAAAACGGCAAACGAGAGUGCAGUUUGCAUCGAAUACUCAAAACUGCGGAGGAAAGCUUGAGGCGCCUUCUCAAAAUUAAGGAAUUUUGAUAUUUCAUAAUGCUAAUACAUCAACGAGGAUAGGAAGCAUCAAGUGCAGAGAUCAGGCUACGUACAUUAAUUGCAUUCAUUUGGGCUAAUAGGAAAUUGUGGAUUGUUUAUUUUGAUAAGAUGAGAUUCGUAUAUGAAUUCACGUUUUUAGGAGUAGCAUGCAGGAUCGUGCAUGUUUUUUUUUUU
This is a messenger RNA of Salvia miltiorrhiza (redroot sage), 978 nucleotides long. RefSeq names its product methyl-CpG-binding domain-containing protein 2-like. The record is from RefSeq and is a predicted model, not a curated record. The transcript has 5 exons. Lineage: Eukaryota; Viridiplantae; Streptophyta; Magnoliopsida; Lamiales; Lamiaceae. Gene Ontology annotation, molecular function: zinc ion binding; DNA binding. The coding region runs from base 195 to 782 and encodes 195 amino acids.